This is a messenger RNA of Dictyostelium purpureum, 483 nucleotides long. RefSeq lists its product as uncharacterized. The transcript has 2 exons. The record is from RefSeq and is a predicted model, not a curated record. Gene Ontology annotation, biological process: late endosome to vacuole transport via multivesicular body sorting pathway; vesicle budding from membrane. Lineage: Eukaryota; Evosea; Eumycetozoa; Dictyosteliales; Dictyosteliaceae. Gene Ontology annotation, cellular component: ESCRT III complex; multivesicular body. The annotation marks the transcript as partial.
GGAAAUCGAGAUGAUGGUAAAAUUAGUAAAACAGAUAAAGCAGUUUUAAAUUUAAAAAUACAAAGAGAUAAAUUAAAAAAUUAUCAAACACAAUUAAAUGUUAUUAUUCAAAGAGAGGUUACUAUAGCAAAAGAAUGUGCAAAACAAGGUAAAAAGAAUCAAGCAUUAUUAGCAUUAAAAAAAAAGAAAUAUCAAGAGAAAUUGUUAGAGGAUUCAUUUGCAAAUUUACAAAAUAUAGAGGAACUUAUUUCAAAUAUAGAACAAGCUGAAAUUCAAAAUAGAAUCUUUGAAAGCCUUAAACAAGGUAAUGAGGCUCUUAAAGAUAUUCAAAAAGAAAUGUCUCUCGAGGAUGUUGAAAACUUAAUGUCUGAAACAGAAGAGGCUAUUCAAUACCAAAAUGAUAUUUCAGAAGCUUUAAGUGGUAAAUUCAGCCAAGAAGAGGAGGAUGCUCUUUUAGAAGAAUUAGAUCAAAUGGAAAAACAA